Messenger RNA from Mastomys coucha (southern multimammate mouse), 1454 nucleotides. RefSeq names its product carbonic anhydrase 9 (gene Ca9). The transcript has 11 exons. The coding region runs from base 1 to 1374 and encodes 457 amino acids. The record is from RefSeq and is a predicted model, not a curated record. Gene Ontology annotation, cellular component: plasma membrane. Lineage: Eukaryota; Metazoa; Chordata; Mammalia; Rodentia; Muridae. Gene Ontology annotation, molecular function: carbonate dehydratase activity; zinc ion binding.
AUGCACGUACAGCCCGUCCGCAGUGUGUCCUGGGACACCCCAGUCAGCUGCAUGGCUUCCCUAGGCCCCAACCCCUGGGCCCCUUUGUCGACCCCAGCCCCUACUGUGCAGCUGCUGCUGUUCCUGCUGCUCCUAGUGUCUGCUCAUCCCCAGGACCUGUCCGGGAUGCAGGGGGAGCCCUCCUUGGGAGAAAGUUCAUCUGGGGAGGAUGAUCUGGGCGUGGAGGAUCUGCCCAGUGAAGAGGAUGCACCUGGAGAGGCGGAUCCACCCGGUGGGGAGGAUCUGCCUGAAGUUAAUUCUAAAGCCAGAAAGGAGGACUCGCUCCAGUUAGGGGAUCUACCGACUCUAGAGGCUCCUGAGGACAGUCAACGUUCCCACGGGGAUGAAAAAGGCAAUGGCCACAGUCUUUGGAGCUAUGGAGGCACCCUACUCUGGCCCCAGGUGUCCCCAGCCUGUGCUGGCCGCUUUCAAUCCCCUGUAGACAUCCGCCUGGAGCUCACCUCAUUCUGCCGCACUCUGCAACCUCUGGAACUACUGGGUUAUGAGCUCCAGCCUCUCCCGGAACUGAGCCUGAGCAACAACGGCCACACGGUACAGCUGACUCUGCCGCCGGGCCUGAAGAUGGCUCUGGGACCAGGGCAGGAAUACCGGGCCCUGCAGCUGCAUCUACACUGGGGAACUUCAGAUCACCCAGGCUCAGAACACACAGUCAAUGGCCACCGUUUCCCUGCUGAGAUUCAUGUGGUUCACCUCAGUACUGCUUUCUCAGAACUUCAUGAAGCCUUGGGUCGCCCAGGAGGCCUGGCGGUUUUGGCUGCCUUUCUGCAGGAGAGCCCAGAAGAAAACAGUGCCUACGAACAGUUGCUGUCCCAUUUGGAAGAAAUCGCUGAGGAAGGCUCCAAGAUUGAGAUCCCAGGUUUGGAUGUAUCUGCACUGUUGCCCUUGGACCUCAGCCGCUACUACCGAUAUGAAGGGUCUCUGACCACACCUCCCUGCAGCCAGGGGGUCAUCUGGACUGUGUUCAAUGAGACAGUGAAGCUGAGCGCUAAGCAGCUCCAUACUCUCUCUGUUUCCUUGUGGGGACCUCAUGAUUCUCGGCUACAACUGAACUUCCGAACCACGCAACCCUUGAAUGGGCGAAUGAUUGAGACUUCCUUCCCUGCCACAGUGGACAGCAGCCCUGAGCCAGUCCACAUGAAUUCCUGCAUCACUGCUGGUGACAUCUUAGCCUUGGUGUUCGGCCUUCUCUUUGCUGCCACCAGCAUUGCCUUCCUCCUACACCUCCUACAGCUGAGGAGGCAGCACAGGCUCAGAAGUGGGACCAAAGAUAGAGUUAGCUACAGCCCGGCAGAAAUGACAGAAACUGGAGCCUGAUAAGGAGAAACCAGCUAAAGGAGUCUGGAAACCGUGUCCUGUCCUGCCCAUUAUACAACUUCUUUGUAACCACUAUGAAA